AUGCGCUCUACAUUCUCCAGCCUGGCACUCUUUGCCGGAGCCUCUCUAGCAGCUUAUGCCCCAAACACGACUUUCGAGCGGGAAACACGCAGCAUUGAUGAGAUCUACAAAGCAGCUCUUGCCGAAGGUGGCGUCGUUACUCUUUGGCAUGGCGGUGACGAGAAAACCCAACAGAAUGGGUUGAAAACAGCCUUCGAAACAAGGUUCCCCAACAUGACGCUCAACGUCACUGUCGAUCUAUCCAAGUACCACGACGGCAAUCUUGAUGAUCAGCUGGCAGCCGACAAUGUUUACGUUGAUAGCAUUAUCCUGCAAACGCUGCACGAUUAUCCACGCUGGAAGAAAGAAGGUGCUUUGAUGAACUACGCGCCAUUGAACUUCGACAAGGUAUACCCUGUGUUCAAGGACGCGGAUGCAGCCUACAGUGGACUGCUCAUCUUCAACUGGGGAAUCUCCGCCAACAUGAACAAGACUAGCACGCUACCGACAUCGUACCAAGACUUUACCAAGCCCGAGUUCAAGGACAAGAUUGUUCUGACCUAUCCCAACGAUGAUGAUGCAGUACUAUACCAGUUCGAGCUCAUCCUACAGGAGCUUGGCCAGGAAUGGUUUGACGCGCUGCUUGCCAACAACCCUCGCUGGGUACGCGGCACAGCAACCCCUGGCGCGCUCGUUCGUGCCGCCAACAGCAGCAGCGCAGUAACCUUCACUGGAGGCUCGUCAUUCACGGACCAGCUACCGAUUAGAUAUUCACUACCCAGCGAUGCUAACUUUACCUCUUGGGCUCAGACCGGCGCCAUCUUGAAGAAGGCACCACACCCCGAAGGCGCAAAACUGCUGCAUAGUUUCAUGCUCAGCGACGAACACCAAACCGGUGGCAGCUGGAGUGUUCGCGAGGAUAUCCCAGCGGGUAAGGGUGCGGAGCCCAUCCUCCAGCAGCCUGGCACAGAUGCUCCUGCGUUCGCGACGUGGAUGGCAGACCGUAACAAUGUCGAAAGGCGAAGGUUCUUUUACGAAGACAAGAUCGGCACUGCCCAAGGUCUUAGCCCGCUCAUUGACGACUUGUGA
This is a messenger RNA of Alternaria postmessia, 1068 nucleotides long. RefSeq lists its product as uncharacterized. NCBI's taxonomy places the organism in Eukaryota, Fungi, Ascomycota, Dothideomycetes, Pleosporales, Pleosporaceae. The coding region runs from base 1 to 1068 and encodes 355 amino acids. The transcript is spliced from 3 exons. The record is from RefSeq and is a predicted model, not a curated record.